GUUUUCUUGAGAACUGAGAACUAAUAUUAUUAUUGUUGUAAAUUUACUUUAUAAUUUUAAUUUUCAGUUACCUACUUACCUACCUAUUCAAUAUUUAGUAAAUUAGAAUUAAUUUAAAUUAAAAAUGAGUUUGUCACACACUCGCAGUUUAUUGCAGCACUCGAGCAAAAUUUUGCAACUGAGUAAUGGCCCGAUUUCCAAUAGCAUUCGUGGAUUGACUAUACCAAUUGUAGUAGAACAAACUGGUCGUGGUGAACGUUCUUAUGAUAUAUUUUCUAGACUUCUUAAAGAACGUAUAAUUUGCGUUAUGGGAGAGAUCAAUGAUCAUGUCGCCUCAUUGGUAAUAGCUCAGUUAUUGUUUUUACAAUUUGAAAAUCAAAAAGCCACAAUCAAUAUGUAUAUUAACAGCCCCGGUGGUAGUGUUACAGCUGGUCUAGGCAUUUAUGAUACCAUGAUGUAUAUUAAGCCAGAUGUUUCAACUUGGUGCAUAGGACAAGCUUGUAGUAUGGGAAGUGUUUUACUAGCCGCAGGGGCAAAGGGUAAAAGGCAUGCAUUGCCCCAUUCAAGGAUCAUGAUUCAUCAGCCAUCUGGUGGAAUGCAGGGAAAAGCAUCAGAUAUGAAAAUUGUAACUGAUGAAAUUCUAAGACUUAAAUCAUCUUUAAUUGACAUUUAUGGCAAACACACAGGAAUGCCUGCAGAUAAAAUUUUGAUAGACGAAGUCCAACCAAUGUACUAUUAUAUAUUACGUAAAAAAAAAUGUUAUUCACUUUAUAUAAAGUACUUUAUAUUGUUAUUUCUUUUUCAGUUAUA
Messenger RNA from Acyrthosiphon pisum (pea aphid), 810 nucleotides. It is a transcript of the gene ClpP, whose product is annotated as Caseinolytic protease proteolytic subunit. Gene Ontology annotation, biological process: protein quality control for misfolded or incompletely synthesized proteins. Lineage: Eukaryota; Metazoa; Arthropoda; Insecta; Hemiptera; Aphididae. Gene Ontology annotation, molecular function: serine-type endopeptidase activity; ATPase binding; ATP-dependent peptidase activity. The record is from RefSeq and is marked provisional. Gene Ontology annotation, cellular component: endopeptidase Clp complex.